This is a messenger RNA of Saccostrea cuccullata (small rock oyster), 820 nucleotides long. RefSeq lists its product as uncharacterized. The coding region runs from base 143 to 508 and encodes 121 amino acids. The record is from RefSeq and is a predicted model, not a curated record. Lineage: Eukaryota; Metazoa; Mollusca; Bivalvia; Ostreida; Ostreidae. The transcript is spliced from 2 exons.
UACUGUUUAUCUGUGGAAUGUUGAGACCAGAAAAGUGGAAGCACAACUUAAUUGUGCUGAUGUUGUUCCUGUAACAGAAAGUGGGUUUUUCAAUACCUACUUAGGCAACAACCAUGAAGCUCGUAGAUGUCAGGUGACGGCCAUGAAAGUGUCUGACAAAUACCUGUACAUUGGCACCACGUCUGGUUGUGUAAUUGUGGCAGACGCAGUGGAACUAAAGCCCUACAAUGUGUUCUGUUGUCACAGCAAUGAGGAUUUUUACAUCAGGACCAUCAUCCCUCUACAAGAGAACAGUCCCCCUGACCCCCCUCACCUGAAGCCAUUCAGACCCCAGGGGAUUGUGACUGUAGGUAAAGGUUACAGAGACUUAAUCCUGAAGACAGAAACUGAGACUGAUCAGAGUUUUAUACAAAGCAUUGCUAACAGACCGACUGGUUCUCCAAGAAAGUCCAUAAAAAGUCCGACUUAUAUUAUCUCCUGGUAUGCCAAAAACUGGGAAUUUUAUUAACAACCAUGCCGCAUAAACAAUGGGAAGAUCGUCUUUAUAAAAGAUUGAUGUGCACUAAACACUGCAAUCUAGUCACGUAUUUGCUACCAAAGCACCUUUAUUUAUGUUGGGUACUUAUAUUUUCAUUAAUUAAGUCACAUUAAGCUUGGCAAGUUGACUAUGGAAAACAGAAAUCCAAUUAUUUACCAAAUGUUGUAUGUGAGUUUUGAAGUGGUACAGUGCAAUAUGAUUGUUUUAUUUAUUUUGUUAAUGACAGUAUGUUACAAUUGUGUAUGAGAAAAAUGUUGCACCGUAAAUAAAUGAUUUAUUUGA